Equus caballus (horse) is the source of this 6738-nucleotide messenger RNA. Its product is annotated as zinc finger protein 304. Gene Ontology annotation, biological process: regulation of transcription by RNA polymerase II. Lineage: Eukaryota; Metazoa; Chordata; Mammalia; Perissodactyla; Equidae. Gene Ontology annotation, molecular function: DNA-binding transcription factor activity, RNA polymerase II-specific; RNA polymerase II cis-regulatory region sequence-specific DNA binding. The record is from RefSeq and is a predicted model, not a curated record.
AGAGAAGGACAAACUCUGUAUGAUUCCACUGGUAGGUAGAAGAGAAACACAUGGACAAAGGGAACAACAGACAAGUGGUGACCAGGGGGAAAGCGGAUGGGAUGGGGACAAAGGGAGAAGGGGCGCACCUAUAAGAUAACAAAUAAUAACAUACAACUGAAAUUUGACAAUGUUGUAAACUAUCAUAACCUCAAAAAAGAGUAAUACAACAAGUAAAGGAAUGGGUCAUAUGCUGGAAUCCUCUGAGGAAGUGGCAUUCUCCCAGGUGACCACGGAUAUCUGAGCGCGUCGCCUUUAAGAGGAGCUCUGGCACUUAGGACUUUUCUCCCGGAUCUUUCUCUCCCUGCUGGCCUUCCCGCCCAGCCGCUUCGCGGUUGUCAUGGAGAACCGGAAACCCGAACGUCGCUUAGCGAACGCGGAGAAUAAACUACGUUACCCAGAGGUCUGAGCGCGGCGCAUCGCCUUAGCGCCAGUGACAGCCCGCACGACGGGCGUUCCCCGGUGUCCGGGCGGCAGAGGCGGGACUUCCGGCGUCCUGCGCGUGACGUGUUUUUCCUGUGCCGGGACUGUCCACACUGGCCGCGGAGGCUCCGAGUCCUGGGCUGGUGCGGUUCGGCCGCGGCGGGGAAAAGGACACGACCUCCGUCCGCGCCUUUGUUAAGAUUCCUGAUCCCCGUGGUGGGUCGGGCGACCCUGCGCGGAGCUGUCCGCGGGGCUUGCGCUCUUUCCGCGGCCUUCGCACCCGCCCUCGGUCCCCGGCGGCCCCCGCAGGCGGACCCGUGAGCCUGAGCCUGUUUACACGGGGGAGACUGGGGACGGAGGCGACAGUCGGUCCGAGUGCACCAGGCCCAGUGGAGGUGGGGGUCUCGGCUGAGCCCGCCGGGUCCGCCCGUUCGCCCGCUUCUCACGGCUCCGUUCUGCUCACAGGAUCCCAUGGCGGCCGCGGCGCUGUCGGACCGGGCUCAGGACUGUGUGACCUUCGAGGAUGUGUUCGUGUCUUUCUCCCGGGAGGAGUGGGAGCUCCUCGAGAAGGCUCAGAGACUCCUGUACCGUGAUGUGAUGCUGGAGAACUUCGCGCAUGUGGCCUCACUGGGUUGUUGGCGUGAAGCAGACAGUGAGGAGGCCCCUUCUGAGCAGAGCAAUUCCAUAGGAGUGCUGCAGAUCAGGACUGCAAUGUCAGGUUCAUUUAUCCAGGAAGCCUACCCGUGGGAGAUGCGUGACCUACUCUUGAAAGACAUUUUGCACCUGCCUGAACACCAGGGAUCACACUCCACGCAGAAACUGUACACAUGUGGCCCCUGUGGGAGAGGAUUCUUGUCCAGUGCAAACUUCUACCAGCACCAGAGGCGAUAUGCUGGAGAGAAUCCCUUCUGGGAGGAUGAUGGUGGGGCCUCAUUUGUGAAGAGCUGUGCAGUCCACAUGUUAGGGAGACCCUUUACUUGCAGGGAGGAAGGGAUGGACUUGCUGGACAGCUCUGGUCUCUUCCAGCACCAGACCACUCACAGUGGGGUGAGUCCGUACAAAAGGACUGAGUUCCCGGAGUCUCUCCCACGCAGCUCCAGUCUCGGGCAACACCAGGGAGACCCUGAUAAACGGAUGCUCUUCAGUUGCAGUGACAAUGGGCAAGGCUUCCUGAACACCUUCACUCUCCUUGAGAACCAGGUAACUCACUCUGAAGUGAGAUCCUUUAGAUGCCUACCACGUGGAAGUAUGUCCAAGGAGAAACCAGCUCUCGUUCAUCACAGAAAAAUCCACAGUGGAGACACAUCACAUGUGUGUAAGGAGUGUGGAAAGGCCUUCAUUCACCUGUCCCGCCUAAAAAUGCACCAGAGACUUCAUACUGGAAAAAGACAUUACACAUGCAGUGAAUGUGGGAAAGCCUUCAGGCGUAAAGACACACUUGUUCAGCACCAGAGAUUUCAUACUGGAGAAAGGCCUUUUGAGUGCACUGAAUGUGGAAAAUUCUUUAGCCAAAUAUCCCACCUUGUUCAGCACCAGAGAAUUCACACUGGGGAAAGGCGUUAUAAGUGCACUGAAUGUGGAAAAGCUUUUAGUCGUAAAGACACACUUGUCCACCACCAGAUAAUUCACAGUGGAGCAAGGCCCUAUGAGUGCAGCGAAUGUGGGAAAGCCUUCAGCCGUAAAGACACACUUGUGCAGCACCAGAAAAUCCACACUGGGGAAAGGCCUUAUGAGUGUGAUCAAUGUGGGAAAUUCUUUAGCCAUAGCUCCAACCUUAGUGUACACCAGAGAAUUCACACUGGAGCGAAGCCUUAUGAAUGUAGUGAAUGUGGGAAAUGCUUUAGCCACAACUCCAGCCUCAUUCUACACCAGAGAGUUCACACUGGAGCAAGGCCUUACGUGUGCAGUGACUGUGGAAAAGCCUAUAUUAGUAGCUCCCACCUUGUUCAACACAAGAAAGUUCACACUGGAGCCAGACAUUAUGAGUGCAGUGAAUGUGGGACAUUAUUUAGCUGUAACUCUAGCCUCAUUCUACACCAGAGAGUUCACACUGGUGAAAAGCCUUAUGUGUGCAGUGAAUGUGGGAAAGCUUAUGUUAGUAGCUCCCACUUUGUUAAACACAAGAAAGUUCACACCCGAGCCAGAUCUUAUGAGUGCAAUGAAUGUGGAAAAUUCUUUAACCGCAAUUCUAGCCUCAUUCUACACCGGAGGGUUCACACUGGAGAAAAGCCUUACUUGUGCAGUGAAUGUGGGAAAGCCUACAGCAGAAGCUCCCAUCUUGUUCGGCACCAAAAAGUUCAUACUGGAGAAAGGCCUCACGAAUGCAGCAGUCUUGGUGGUCCUUUAGCUGCAUCUCUUAAACCUGUUUAGCACUGGAAAGUUGACACUAGAGAAAGGCCUUAGGAAUGCAGAAAAUAUGCUAUCUCCUUGUUCAACCUAAUGGGGCUCACACCAGAGUAAAGUUCUGUGAGUACCCUUCGUGAGGAAGCAAUCAGCCAGUAGGUGAAUCUUGUAGGUUUAUACAUCCACCCUGGGGAGAUUCCAAUAAGUACCACAUAGGUGGGAAGAUCUCCUGAGGUGCUUUGCACUUCCUAAACUGUGCAGGGCUCUUGACAGAGUUCUGUCACUGCCUGUGCCUGAAGCCAUCUCAUUGCUACCAGCUGUCAGGAUCACACAGUCUGUGUCAGUUGCUCCAAUAUGCUCAGGGAAGGCAGAUCCCUGUGCCUUCUCUCCUACUCCCUGGAGGGAAUCGUGUGUUUGGAGCCCAUUGACAGCCCUCCUUUCCCUCCCCCAUGACUGGGUUGUGAGUGAACUUGGUCUUCACUCUGGCCAGAAUAGUCUGAGCUGGUGACUGCCAGGGAUUUCCAGACGAGAUUUCCCUUCUCUAUGGACAAUGUUGACUGUAAACAUGAGAGCUGUGUUUCCAGAUCACCCAGCUUUGGAACAGCUACCUUGUACUGCUCUUCUUUGUGCAGAGAUAAAGGCCUGUUAUAGCAGUCUUUACUCUUGGGAGGGGUCUUUUCACUGUGUGGAAUGGGUUGAGAAAAGAAUUUUGUUCUGCUGUAUGAAGGGAGGAACUCCUUUUGUCGGCACCAACUUUAUGUGACUCGGAGGGGGUCAGCCAGAUGGCACAGAACAGAUCUCAGUCUGGUUUGGCCUACUUGCCAAACCUAAGGUCACUUAUGUUUUCUCCUAUGUUAUCUUCCAGGUGUUCUAUAGUUUUGUGUUUGCAUUUAGGUCUGUUUGCCAUUUUGAGAACAUUUUUUAAAAGGUUUAAGAUCUUUAUCUAGAUAAUUUUUUAACAUGAAGAUGUCCAGUAGUUCCAGCACCAUUUGUUGAAAAGACUAUCCUUUCACCAUUGCUCCCUUUUCAAAGAUCAGCUGAUUGUAUUUGUGUGGAUCUACUUGACUAAGGUCCAAUUUUUUUCCAUUUUUUGAGAUAAUCAUUGUGUGGGUAUGGCUUUUUUUGUCUUUUAUUUUAUUUACAUGGUAUAUUCCAUCAAUUGAUACUAAGAUGUUAAACUAACCUUGCAUUUCCCGGGACAAAUCCCACUUGGUCAGGAUGUAUAAUUCUUUGUAUGUUUUGCCAAAUUUCUGAUACUUUUAAAAUGUAUUUUACAUGUAUAUUGAUGAGGGAUAAUGGAUUUAUCUAUUUCUUUCUUGUUAUAUCUCUGUCUAACUUUGCUGGCCUCUGCUCUCAUGAGUAAAUCAGUCCUCAUUGACAGAUUAAUGAUAUUUCUUCUUUAAAUGUUUGCUAGAAUCCCUUAGUGAAGCCACCUGAGCCUGGAGUUUUCUUGUGGGAAGAUUCUCAAUAAACAUUACUUAGUAUAGUCGUGUAUAGAUUUUUCUACUUAUGUCAGUUUUCAUAAUUGGUGUCUUUCUAGGAAUUUGUUCAUUUCCACUAAAUUGUCUAAUUUCGGAGGAUAGAGAUUAUUUAUAGUAUUCCCUUAUGAUGCUUUUAAUGUCUGUAGGGUCAGUAGUGUCAUCAUUCCUGAGUUUGUUAAUUUGUUGUCUUCUUUGCUUUGUCAACCUACCUAAAGUUUUGUCAAUUUUGUUGAUUUUUUGAAAGAAUCAACUGUUUGUUUCAUUGAUUUUUAUUUUUUAGUGUUUUUUUCAUUUUCUAUUUCAGUGAGUUUUGUCCUAAUCUUUAUUAUUUCCUUUCUUAUCAUUGCUUUGGGAUUAGUUAGGCUUAUUUUUGUGGUUUCUUAACAUGGAAGCUUAGGUUAUUGACAUCUUUAUUUUUCUGUAAUAAGUUGUUUAAAGCUAUCAUUUCUCUCUAAUGAUUUAAUUUAGCUGCAUCACAUCGAUUUUUAUAUGUAGCAUUUUUAUUUUCAUCUAGUUCAAAAUAUUUAUGUUUUUAAAAUUUAACUUGUAAUUUCUCCUUUCAUAGGAUAUUUGGCAGUGUGCAGUUUCAUAAGUCUUUCUCAAUUAAAUUUUCAGGGCUAUUAUCACAGAGUGGGAGGAAUGCUUUUAAUUUUUCAGUUAAGGGCCCAGGUAUUAUAAUUAAGGGCUUGAAAUGGAGAAAAUCUGUGGGUUAUUAGAAAUAUCUUUCACUCUGAAGAAUAUUUUGAGGAAAGCUGUCAGGUGUUUAAUGUAGAAAAAGUAGCACCCGUAUCUUCCACGGAUGGAUGAGGAUGACCGUCUGUCAUUAAUUCAUCUUGAGUGCUUAAGGAUGUGGCAGGUUAUUGAGCUCUUUUUCCUUCCUCAGAGGACCCUCAUUGAUCUGAACUGAGGGAUUUUCUUUGUCUUGCUUUUUCUUUCAUAAAGUGGGACCAUCCUUUUUCCGGUGUCUCUUCUGUUUACAAUAUAUUCAAGUCUCCUUGUCAAUAGGUGGUUUGUUGGAAAAUGAGUCCCUUAGCUGUUUAAUCUGCAGGGACAUAAGUUUACUUUGGGUAAAUUUUUAAUUUCAUUUAUAUUCCAUUUUGAUUCCAAAAGCUUUUCAAAAUGUACUGUCAGGUGUUCUAUUUAAGCUAAAGGAGCUAUUAGUUAUUCUAAUUUCUGUUUUCAAAUUAGGUCUCCAAUUCAGGUUUAACACCAUUGAUAAAAUGACAUGAAACAGCUGCUGUUACAUCAGCACCUCUGUAACCCUGUAAAUGUUACCAAAAGGUAUUUUUCUAAUCUGUCCUGAAAAUCUCCUAUGGUGUCAUCUAAUUUUUUGUUUCAAUGAUCAAAUUACUGUGCAAUUGUUUUUUGUUGUAAAUAUUUCAAGUAUGGCCUGUAGGAGAAUUGGAUGUACUCUUCUGGCCUUUCUGUGACCCUCAGGUUUAUUGUGGAAGGAGGAUUCCUGUUAGUCCCUUUCUGGGUCAGUCCAAUCAGCUUCAGCCAUUCACGAUUUAGCAUCUGAGUUGUAUGAGUUAGGUAGCCCUGGGUCACAUGUACCUUAAAGAAUUCUAAAUUCUUUUAUGACUAUUUGCUCGUCUUUUUUGGGUUGAGGGGAGUCUUUAGUUAUAUCUCUUAGUUCAGCUCAGGUCCAAGGUUUAAAUUCUGCAGUUUCCCGAAUGCGUGACUCAUGCAGUGAAUCUUAGAGGUAACUGGCAUUUGGGGCUUUAAGAGAGUUGUUGGUAAAAGGCAGGGCAUCUGGGCAAGGGGAAGAGAAGCAGGAGGAGGUGCUGAAAUAGAUCAGAAGGAUAAGGGCGAAGAGAGAGCUAGGUAUGAGGAGGCAACUGGAGGACAAGGACAGGGAGGAUUUACUAGGGGAAUGAGGCUCCUUUGUUAUUGCUGAAGUUUGUCAAAUUGCUCAUUGGUUUUGGCCAAAGAAUCUUUUAGUGAUGCAGUUUUUGAUUCAGCAUUUCAUUUGGAGGCCUCUUUAUACUAAUGUAAAAAUAUUGCCCUCCUCAGAAUUCUUAUUUAUUUUCAAAGGUGCCUUUCAAAUUAGCACUUUUGUUCAAAUCAAAUGUCCCCCCAGAGGGGCCAUUGAAUGCCUACAUCAUCCUUGGUGCAGUUACCUUACUUAGAAAGCUAGGCACAACAAUUAGGAUUGUAACAGGAAUACAUAGACAACGCAGGAGGGUUUCAUGGAAGAGGAGAGGAUUUAGACUUAGACCACUCUGUGAAAGCACAUGAUGACUGGUAGAAAUGUAAAGCUUCUAGAACUCAGGCCCCUAACCUGACAGCUGGCCAUCUCACACCACAGACCCAUAGUCUGCCCCUGGCAUGCGAAAACCAGAGGGAUCGUUCACUCUAGACUAUAGCUGUUCUCAAUACAAAAGUUAAGAGGGAAGGAGACCUCAUUUGAUUCAUUGGGGACCCACAGCAAAGUUUGCCCACGUAGUGGCUA